Molecule: messenger RNA, 485 nt
Organism: Scutellospora calospora
Lineage: Eukaryota; Fungi; Glomeromycota; Glomeromycetes; Diversisporales; Gigasporaceae
Source: the annotation of a GenBank genome assembly
CGCGAGGGACAUGCUUGAAGGCAGGAGCGGGGAAGCCGCUUACGGACUCGCAAAUGGCAACAAAGGCAAUGUCGUGCGUCUGGUGGAGGUUUGGCUUACGUUGGAGGGUUGUCGUGGAAUGCGCAGUUGGUGAACUGGACAGUGCGAUGAGGGCGGUAGUUCGCGGAUGCCUGCUUGCUGAAGACGCGAUGUGCGGUAUGAGAGGUUGCAGUAGUGGCAAGGAAGGCAGACAGGCACGUGGUACUAAACGAACAGUUGGCCAGAAGAUUAGGUACCUGAGGGCAUGCAAUCGAGGUGGGGUUAUUAGUCGAUCGAUGCCUGCACUGCACGGUCUGGCCUUGGUGCGUGACAUCAUCUCUGGUGCUGAAGGGCAUACAUGUAUCAUAUGUGUUGACAUAUCGAUGCAUGCAACACCUCAUCAGGAUGUUGGUGGGAGAAUGGAUGCUUCUCAGCGGGCUCGACAUCACGAUCACGUGCCAGCGUAG